Molecule: messenger RNA, 4395 nt
Organism: Lemur catta (Ring-tailed lemur)
Lineage: Eukaryota; Metazoa; Chordata; Mammalia; Primates; Lemuridae
Gene: SPRED3
Product: sprouty related EVH1 domain containing 3
Exons: 5
Coding region: 660-1388 (242 amino acids)
Biological process (GO): multicellular organism development; negative regulation of MAPK cascade
Cellular component (GO): membrane
Molecular function (GO): protein kinase binding
Source: RefSeq, a predicted model, not a curated record
UUGUCUCCCAGCCUCGGAAUCAAGCUGGGGUGUGGGAUGGAGUUUGGAAGUGAGUAUCUGUCCGAUGGAUAAGAGUUGGGAAUUUCAGGAAUAUUUGGGAUACUAAGCAGGGCCUGUCCACUGCCCUCUCCUGCUGGACUGUCACAGCAGCCUCCUGCCUGGGCCCCCUGCCCUGCUCUUGCUGCUCCCCUCCAACCCCAGUCUGUUCCACAGGGGCACUGCUAACACCCGACUCAGAUCGUGCCCCUCCUCUGCUCAGAACCCUCCCGCGGCUCCACCUUGCUCAGAGAUCCUCACCGCGAGGCCCUACACCAGCUGGCCCCUGUCUGCCCUAAACGACCUUGGAGUGUACCCUGAGGCCAGGCUUGGUGUACAACAAGGUGAACCCCAUCUUCCACCACUGGAGCCUGGGUGAAUGCAAAUUUGGGCUGACGUUUCAGAGUCCUGCAGAGGCCGAUGAGUUCCAGAAGAGCCUGCUGGCAGCACUGGCUGCGCUGGGUCGAGGCUCACUCACUCCCUCCUCUUCCUCCUCCUCCUCCUCCCCUUCCCAGGACACCGCAGAGACACCCUGCCCUCUGACGUCCCACGUGGACAGCGACUCCUCCUCCAGUCACAGCCGCCAGGAGACGCCUCCCACCACCGCGGCCCCCAUCGUCACGAUGGAGUCUGCUUCUGGCUUCGGGCCGGCCAUGUCCCCCCAGCGUCGCCGCUCCUCGGCUCAGAGCUACCCUCCGCUUCUACCGUUCACGGGGAUUCCGGACCCCUCCGAGCCCCUGGCCGGGGCCGGAGGCCCGGGCUGGGGCGGCCGUGGCUACGAGGAUUACCGGCGCUCUGGGCCGCCGGCUCCCCUUGCCCUGUCCACCUGCGUCGUGCGCUUCGCCAAGACCGGCGCGUUGAGGGGCGCAGCCCUGGGGCCCCCAGCGGCACUACCUGUCCCUCUGACCGAUGCUGCACCUCCAGCGCCCCCGGCUCGCCCGCCCCCGGGCCCGGGCCCAGGCCCUGCGCCGGCCAAGGCCUCCCCGGAGGCGGAGGAGGCUGCGCGCUGCGUGCAUUGCCGCGCGCUGUUCCGCCGCCGAGCAGACGGGCGUGGUGGCCGCUGCGCCGAGGCCCCGGACCCGGGUCGCAUACUGGUGCGCCGUCUCAGCUGCCUGUGGUGCGCGGAGAGCUUGCUCUACCACUGCCUGUCGGACGCCGAGGGCGACUUCUCGGACCCGUGCGCCUGCGAGCCAGGCCACCCGCGCCCAGCCGCGCGCUGGGCUGCGCUGGCCGCGCUCUCCCUGGCCGUGCCCUGCCUCUGCUGCUAUGCGCCCCUGCGCGCGUGCCACUGGGUCGCAGCGAGAUGUGGCUGUGCCGGCUGCGGGGGUCGCCACGAGGAGGCUACACGGUGAGGACGGCCUGGAGGGUCCCGUAGCCAGACCGAGGACCCAAAAUGGAGGGUCCAGGACCCCGGACUCCAUUUGGACCUAAAACCCAAACCUAGGCACAUCCGGAACUUGGAGCUUGCGUUUGGAUUGAGAGAUCCCAGACUUGGAACCUGGACCCCAAACCUAGGACUGAGAGACCCCAGACCCAGCUUCAUUGGGAUGUCUGUCCAAGAGGUCCCGGGCAUCCUGAGUUCUGGCGUUCCCCCGUCUCGCCGCCCCCCACCCCCCAGGAGGCUCCAGGCAUCCCCAGACUGUACGUCAGAAGAGCCAGGAGCACACAGAUCCCUGAGAGACACAGGACCCUGAACCCUAACUUCAUGUUCAAGUUACCAACUCAGAUCCUGGUCACGCCUGGCACCAUGAUCCUCAGAUUACGACCCCAGAAUUAGGAGUUGCCAAUACCUAACCCUGCCUGUAUCCAAUUACUCCCAGAUCUUGAGACCAUAGGACCCAGAAUUACCCCCAGCUGGUCCCUGAACGUUCCCCUAAGACCUGGUGCACCCUCAUCUCAGAUGUUUUUGUAGCCCUACAAGUUCUGAGACAUCAAACCCUCCUGGGUUUGAGAUUUCAUUAUGUUCUGGAAUCGCCAGAUACUGGCUCCAAGUCUACUCGCUACUGAGUGCCCACAGACCCCCAAGACCUAGCCUCAGGUUCAGAAACACUGAGGUCUAAAAUGUCCAGGUAACCCCCAGAUGUCCUAGGACCCCAGACUCUUGGGAUGCACUGAGUCCUUGUAUACGCUCAAAUAUGAGAUGUUCUCUGCCCAAAAUGACUUGGGAGACCCACCCCAGAGCCCCCCAGAUCCAGAUAUUGGACACCAAAAUGCUCUGGGAGCCAGGGACCAAAGACCUUUGUAGACCCACCCCUCCCAAACCAGUGUUCUCAGGAGUCUUGGAUUUCAUACAUAGGACUCUGAGGUGCCUGGUAUCCUCAAGGUGUUUCGACUGAAGGCCACCAACACCUCAGGGCCCAAGAUACUGGUCUCACAUCCUCAAAUAGCCCUCUUCCAGUCCACUUUGGUCCUUGAUUUUGAGACCCAAAAUGUCCUGGAAUCUUUGGCUUCCUUCUUCCCACAGAUCCCCAAUUCCUUAAAAGCUGGGGUUCCAGCUCCCAGAGGAUGGGUUGGUCAUGGUAACUUAGACCUCUGACCCCUUGGCCCUCAGCCCUUGAGUGACCCCAAGGUGCUUUAGGAGUGCUGAAUCCAAGACCCCAAGGUGCCAUUGACGCCCCCAGAUGCAGGAUUCAAGCCCUCACAACGUUGGGAUUGUUCCUGAUCCAAGACCUUGGUCCCUCCGUACCAGAGACAUUCAGAUUUGAGGUGCCCCAGGACCCCAGCACUCUCAAACCCCAGAUUUCUUUGACUCAAACCUCUCUAGCCUGAUGAAGCCCUCCAGAUGCCUCUAUCCCUGAUUCCCCAGGCCUCUUGUGUGCAUCCCCUGAGACCUGCCACCCCUUGAAUCCUGUGUCUGUAGGCCCCUGAGACCACAAGGUCCCAGACUCUUGAAUUCUGGUCCCCAGGACCUCAGCCCAAGCCUCUCAGCCAUCCUCAGAGUUACCCCUUUAUCCACUAUUUUUAACUCAUAUUCCUAGAUUUUAGAACACCUGGGAGUUCCCCCACUCCCACCUCUAGGACCCAUCAUUGCCACAGAUAAUUGUGCAGGCUGUUCACUAAGCAAGGCAACAGCCAGGGGUUGAGUGGGGCUGGAACUCACAAGCUGGGCCCUCAGCAAGAGGCUGCACAACUGCUCCUCUUGGGCUAGCUAUGGCUCUGCUCAGACCCCCCUUUCCCCCACCGCUCCCCAGUCCCCAGCCUUGCAGACCCUCCUCCACGCCCAACCUUGAGCCCUAGCCCUGGUCCAAGUCCCUCCUUUUAUGUUCUGCCUCCCCAUUAACCCCUUCUCUUCCAUCUCCGAGGGGGAUGUUGCUGCAGAAAGUUUGAGAGCCUGUUUCAUGGCUCUCUUCUGGGCAAGGGGAUGCCACACUCUCUUUCCUCUAAGUGGAAUGGGACUUCUUAGGUGUAUUCCCCUAAGUGGAAUAGGAAUGUACCUAAGGUCUGGUGUCCUGUAUUGGGGGAGGGGUUCAAAGUCUUGGAGCAAGACAGUCUCAACGUUUGGGCUUGGGACCUGCAUCUGGUCCCCAAGCAUUUGGAAAUGUGCACUUCCCUUUCUUCAUUACCCAGACUUGGAUGGCCUGGCAGGGGUUCAAGGGAUAGGUUUUUCUGUCACUUCUUUUAAAUUAUUAACUAUUUAUUACAUCCGGAACCUGUGAGAUUCAGCUCUCCCAACCAGACCCUGGGAUGGGUGAGAGAAAAGGGGGUGGGGUGUCCCUCCCAUCCCCACUCUGCCCAGCUCUCAUCACUGUCAGACCCACCAGAGCUGAGGGUGGAGGGACUGGGGGCUGGGGCAGCCUGGGUCCCCCUCCCCCUCUCUGUGCCUCGGUCUCCCCCCUUCCGUGGUGGGCGGGGGGAAGCUCCAUUCUUAACCUACCUCGUUUUGGGGAGGGGUGGGACGGGGGUGCCAGAGUGCUGUAUGGUGCUGUGGGAUGCAGAUGAAGCAGUGGGGGCUGGGGAAAGAUUCCCCGGCACCACCUCCCAGCAGCACCUCUCCCAGGUCUCCCAGUCCUGCUCCCUGCUGGUACCCACCUCUGAUCCAUGAUUACCCUCCAUUGCCCCCAGAUCUGGGGUACAUGGAGGGUUGACCCUGGGACCCAGGAAGACCUCAGACCCUGGAGCAUCCAGGCCCAAUUUCCCAGCUGCUUACCCCUCAGAUUGGAUGCUUGGUCCCCAGACUUGGGGGAGGCACCCCAACAUUUAUCUUCCUGAUCUUGAUUCCAAGCCAGUCUGUGACCUCACUAUUGUCAAUGUCAGUGCAGGCUGAAAUGGUGGGGGAGGAUGGGGGCCAAAGACCCAGCCUUGUCAUCAGGGGAGGGGGGCAUGAGAUCUGCUCCAAGAAAUGUCUGUGACAAAGUCUCA